Molecule: messenger RNA, 2303 nt
Organism: Malaclemys terrapin pileata
Lineage: Eukaryota; Metazoa; Chordata; Testudines; Emydidae
Exons: 4
Coding region: 11-613 (200 amino acids)
Biological process (GO): immune response-regulating cell surface receptor signaling pathway
Cellular component (GO): plasma membrane
Molecular function (GO): signaling receptor activity
Source: RefSeq, a predicted model, not a curated record
UUUCAAUCUGAUGGUACUCCAGAAAAUAAUGAGGAUCAGGGGUUGGCUGAUUGGGCAUGGAAGAAGCAGCCUUAUUGUGGCUCUCCUGUGGGCAGCAUUGGGAAUAAAAGCUGCAGGAUGUGACAUGCUUGAAAUCAAAUACCCAUCAGCCCGCGUUAAGCUUAAAGAAGGAGAUCCCCUGACCUUGAAUUGCACAGUGUGGUAUGAAAAGGAACAGGAACAGAAACAGUCUUCAGAUCUGAAGGUCUACUGGUGUAAACAGGUGGAAAAUCAGAGCAGCUGUGCUAAGGUUGGCGAAGAGCUGGAACGCUUGCUAUCAACAAUGAGCUUAAAUCCCCAAGCAAGGGUCAGCUUGUCUCUGCUCCUGGAGAUUCAUAAUGUCAGCCGUUCAGACAGCGGUGGUUACCAGUGCAGAGCCAGUGCAAAUAACCAGAUUGCUAUCGGUCACUAUAUCCGAGUGGAAGUAACAGCAGAAGAAUUAAACCUUGUGAGUUCUUUGAACACCACAGGGAGUCCAGAGGCUAUCUCCCAAGGCAGCAAAGCUCCAAGGAUGGAUUCCUGGCUGGAAAAGACAUGGGCACUGAUCAUGAUACUCUGGCUGACCCUUUCUUAAAAGGGCACAUGUGAUGAAGAUAUGGUUUCUGGUGCUUGGGCAGAUUCCUCUAAAUGGCAGAGUAAAAGUUAACGGACUAAACUCCUAUAAAGUUGUAAUAGCAAAUUCAUUGCAUUGCACAGGACUGCAUUUCAGCGUUUCAUGGAAGACUGUUCCCGAAGAAGGAUUUUCAGUGGCUUAAUGUCUGAGCACCUGGAUGGCAGCUCUGCAGGAUUAUUUAUUGUUUCCUACACUAGUGGUUAACCCGUCAACACCCCCUCAUCAGACAGAGGGACUCACGCUCGUCAGCAUUGGAAGUGAAAUUCUGUAGUCUCUGAUAUCAGUCUUGUGCGUUUUGUCUCCACUAUAACUGAGGAUGGAUUUCUCAGUGUAGAGCAUUUAAAGGGCAGGAAGAGAUUUCUUUCCAUGUCUUCUUUCUGGACCUAUCCAGAGAGAGCUUCUAGCACUCCUUGCCUCAACCUGCUACACUCCCUCUUUAAAGAAAGAUUCCACAGUGCUUCUCUCCUGUGGCCAUUCUGUCAUCUGCAUUGUCUUCUACCAUGUUCUGUUCUACCACCUACUCUCUCUGGGUUGCUUUAAGGGUGCUGGAAGCUCUUAUCUAAUCCCAAGCAGUGGGAGGUAGAAUUCUGUAAACAGGGUUUUGCAGCUUUUGUAGCUUUAGGAUUCCAAUUGGAUUUAUACUGCAGGUCAGUUUGGGGAAUUGGAAAGAGAGACCUUCUACGGAUUAGCUCCUAGAUACACCUCUACCCCGAUAUAACACGACCCAAUAUAACACGAAUUCGGAUAUAACACGGUAAAGCAGUGCUCCGGGGUGGGCUGCGCACUCCAGCGGAUCAAAGCAAGUUCGAUAUAACGCGGUAAGAUUUUUUGGCUCUCAAGGACAGUGUUAUAUCCGGGUAGAGGUGUACUUGUUUGUUAGUUUAGGCCCAAAAUUAUGUGUGUAGGAAGAGGGAACAAUAUAAGUCUUUUUAAUUUUCAGUUACAACUUCUUUGGGAGCAAUUGAACAGGAUAUCCUCCAUGUGUACAUUGUGGGCUUCUCAGAGCAGGGGUCAGACCUUCUUCUGUUUGGAAAACGAGCACACUGUGGGUAUUACUGGAAAUAGCUAAGUAAUAACUGUAACCCUAAGCACAACAGCAGUGGGAUAGUGCAUGAGAACUUGAAAAUGAAAAUGACUAAAGAUUUAAAGACUAAAUAGAAUGUUCUACAAACAGAGAUCAUAAAUGUGCAAAUUAUUUUUUAAAAAUUCUUCAGUUUUAAUAAUUGUAGGAUUUUUAAAUACAGUAUUUUAUCUUGACUGUAUGCUUUUAAAAACAGAUGGCUUUUUUGCAGACAUAAUUCUAUAAAUCUGCUUUUGGGGGAAUAGGGAGCUCCUUUUAGACACAACGUUUGCUACCAAAUCUACGUGGGAAGGUGCUGUGUUUAUAUCUGUUGGCACAUUCAUGAGUAUGAUGCCUCUUGGUAUCUUUGUUUCAAAGUCCCUGAGUAGCUGCCCUGAUGCUGGUGUUUGAUAAGCAUUUCUGACCUAUGCCAUGUUGUAAUAGUUGUGUGUGCAGCAUGGACUGUAAAGGCAGAGAAUUAUCCUAUAAAUGAAUAAAAUACAUAAGUCAUAUGAUGUCUAUCUCCCUAGUUAUCACUGAGAAUUAUCCUAGUUAUUUAUCGACUCUGAAGGGCUGUGCUGCUUUUUAUGU